This is a messenger RNA of Rosa rugosa (rugosa rose), 1502 nucleotides long. Its product is annotated as zinc finger CCCH domain-containing protein 15-like. The transcript has 3 exons. Bases 157 to 702 code for a protein of 181 amino acids. Gene Ontology annotation, biological process: snoRNA splicing. Lineage: Eukaryota; Viridiplantae; Streptophyta; Magnoliopsida; Rosales; Rosaceae. The record is from RefSeq and is a predicted model, not a curated record. Gene Ontology annotation, molecular function: metal ion binding. Gene Ontology annotation, cellular component: U2-type spliceosomal complex.
GCUUCAAAGACACAAGUCGACCUCAAGGUUUUUAGCUUUAGCUAAACAGAUUUUGCCGUUUUGGUUUGAACGAGGUUGGUACUUCAGGUGUUAAACUUUUUGUUAGUAUAUCUAGGUCUCACUCUCCCUUCCAUAGUUUUCUUCGCGACGCCAUUGAUGGCAUAUAUGGAGCAAAACAUUCGAAAGCGGAACCAGGUCGAGCCAACUCAAACAGAAACCCCCAAGAAGAGCAAAACAGGAGGCGCUAAUGGGCCUCGGAGGGCUUCUGCUUACAUUAAUACUUCUAUAAGAAUAGAUUAUCAGCUAGACAUUUGUAAGGAUUACAAACAAACUGGUUUUUGUGGGUAUGGAGGAAGUUGCAAAUUUUCACAUGAUCGUGGGGACUACGAGUCUGGUUGGCAGUUGGAGAAGGAGAGGGAUGAAGAAAGGAAGAGAAGAUUAGGUCUCGAUGAGUUUCGUGAUUCGGAGCAAACUGAAGCAGAAGAAGAAGAAGAAGUUGACAAUGAGCAUGCAUGUUCCAUCUGCAAGAAACCUUUUGUUGUUCAUGUUGUAACUAAAUGCAAACACCACUUCUGUUUGCGUUGUGCACUAAAGCAUGAUCAAAAGAAGAAGAAGUGCUUUGUUUGCCAUAAGCCGACUAAUGGUUCAUUCAUCCCAUUCGAUGCUGUUUUUAAGAGAGGGAAAAGAAGGCAUGGCUGCUGAUGAGGAUAGACUUGGAGAAUGAUUCUCCUAUCUUCCCGGUGGUUCAAGGAAACAAAGAAGAAGAUCACAUAAUCGGAUCAUAAUGAGAAGAUCAAGCAGAAUUGAUUCACUGAUCUUGAGUUUAAUAUGGUAUUAUCAUUUUGCAUGAUUUUAAAUUGAUAUGCAUAGGUUAGAUUGAUUCAAUAUUCUCAUCUGCAUUAAAGAGUUUUUUUAACAUGCAUAUCAAUUUGAGAUAUUAAUUGAUCUUGGUUAGGAAAGAUUCGAUUGCAGUUUUAAACCUUCCUAUAUUUAUCUUAAUUGAUAAUUAAGACAAGAUUUGAUUGAGGGGGAGUUUUUCUCCCUUAUAAAAGGUUUCGAAACUGAAGUCAAAUGGUGGGUUUUUGAUGCAUAAAAUUGUUCUCUUUUGAACUACUUGUUUUGUUCAUAUCAGUUUCUGAAAAACCCUCUUUACUUGUUUCAUGUAUUCCAUUGCAUAAUCGUUCAUAUUUACUCUCAAGAUCAGUGAUUCAUUUGAGAGCAAGGAAGGUUGAAGAUAGAUUGUCUAGAAUGUUGUAUUAGGAGUUAGAACAGUUGUAAAACAAGUUAGCAUGUGUUGCUAAGUGAAAGUGUUUGUUAUGAACAACACUACUUGUAUUCUGUAAACUCUAGUGAUUCAUAUUGGAUUAUCUUUUCGUGUUGAUUACGUUAAAAGCCACGCAGUGAAGUUUCCUCAGUGGAGAGGUUUACACUGCGUUAGCAAAUCUCCGUGUUAUGAAUCGUAUUUUCUUUGGAUAAAUUCAUAUACAUAAAGUUUUUCUUUA